Stegodyphus dumicola is the source of this 1146-nucleotide messenger RNA. RefSeq lists its product as uncharacterized. NCBI's taxonomy places the organism in Eukaryota, Metazoa, Arthropoda, Arachnida, Araneae, Eresidae. The record is from RefSeq and is a predicted model, not a curated record.
AUGGGAGCCAGGAAAAUCCGUCAACUAUCAGCCUUGCAAAGACCUUUUGCGAUAAACCUAUGCAAAGCAUAUCGAACUACAGCCACAAAUGCAGCACAGGUACUAGCUGGUAUCAUACCACUGCAUAUCAAAGCCUUAAUGGAAUCUGCAUAUGCCCAACUGAUCCACUUGCGCCGAGAUGCGACAUUUGGAAACACUACCUAUAGCCCAGUCCAAUAUGAGCAUCGGGGCGACGUAUUGCGUACACAUCCCUCAAUAAAAGGGACAGGCAUACGCACAGUUAAAUCCAACUGCCUUCAUCGAGACACCCUCACGAAGAUAUACACGGAUGGCUCGAAGCAUGAACAUGGAGUAGGUAGUGCCUUUAUACACUAUGAUGGUUCCAACACCGAAUACACAUGGAAAGGACAUCUGAAACCGGAAAACAGCGUCUUUCAGGCGGAAGUUACUGCUCUCACAGCAGCGGUACAGCAUAUACUCAACAACAACAAUAUACAGGCAGCUACCAUAUACACGGACAGCCUUUCAGCAAUAAAUGCAAUAGAAAAUCAACACCAUGUAUCGCCGAGCAUCAUUAACUUGCAAGACAUCCUGCAGCAUAAUCGUCACACUAAAAUUACCAUGGUCUGGGUCAAAGCCCACGAUGGCAACCAGGGAAAUGAAGCAGCUGACCGUUUGGCUAAGGAUGCUGCAAGCAAUCUCGAAGCACAAGAAAUAAAUAUUCCUGCCCCACCAUCCUAUCUAAAGCGUCAUUUGCAGGGACAAGCAAUACGACAAUGGCAAGAAGAAUGGACUAAUGCGGAAACAGGGAGGCGCACCUAUGAGCGUAUUUCAAAGGUAUCAACUGACCGCCUUAUCGCCAUUGCUCCUUUGGUAAACUACAUAACAGGUCACGGGCCGUUCCCGUCUUAUUUUCAUCGACAUGGGAUAUCAAAUACAGACAUCUGUGUCUGUGGAGAAGACGGAACGCCAGACCACUACCUAUUCAGGUGCCCUCUGACAGAUACCAUGCAUCUUUUCAUGCCCACGAGCAACAUAACUGCCUACCACCGACUGAUAAUUAAGCACAAGGGAAGCAUUAAUGCAAUAUGUAAAAUUAUAAAAUUUAUCGCGGCACUAGGUCAGGAUAUCUGCCAGCCCAUUUAA